Numida meleagris (helmeted guineafowl) is the source of this 6453-nucleotide messenger RNA. It is a transcript of the gene PRDM6, whose product is annotated as PR/SET domain 6. Lineage: Eukaryota; Metazoa; Chordata; Aves; Galliformes; Numididae. The transcript has 7 exons. Gene Ontology annotation, cellular component: nucleus. The record is from RefSeq and is a predicted model, not a curated record. Gene Ontology annotation, molecular function: histone methyltransferase activity; protein binding. The coding region runs from base 2224 to 3945 and encodes 573 amino acids.
UUUUUAAAAGAUGCCUGGUAAUGAAAAGGGCAAUAAUACAGAGGUGCACAUAAAAAGACACACACACACACACACAAAUGCAAAUGGUCGGAAAGGAUGGAAUAAAAUUGUUACUAGUCAGGAGAUGGCCAAGAAGGAGGCACCGCGUCAGUGCGGUGCCAGUGGAGCGGAGCAGGAGCCGCUGCCCGCGGACGCGUGCCCCCCGCAGACGGACGCACCUCGCAGCGCACGGCGCGGCUCGCAGCCCGCCCCGCCACCCACCGCCGUGUGUCACAACUUCAGAAAGAGCACUGAUGGAGCGAGACGGCUGAAAAUUCGUCGUAUCUUACGCUAUGGGGUUGACCAAAGACAUUAAGAACGUUUUAUAGCCAACUUCAUAAGCCGUAAGAAUCAGACUUCUUUUCGUACUUGUGUUUGCCUUUAACUUAGGUGUUAUCAAUCUAUACAGAAGAUGACGGAUGACCUUGUCAAAAUGACGCCAGUCUAAACAUUUUUUGCCCCAGCCCUGUUCAAAUUUGUGUUAAAAUGUCUUGCCUUAGACACAGACAAAAUCUAAACAGCAGAAGCUUUCCCAGGCUCUGCGAGAAGUAAGGGUGGGAAAGAAACAAACUGGAAACAGGGUGGGGAAUGGCGAAAGGAGCGUGGGCGCACACGCUCUGUCGGUGAGCGAGCGGCGCGGCACCUGGCAGCGGGAGCUGCUCUUCCCCCAGGGAGAUGCUCUGGUGAUAAAAGCUCUUGGUCUGAAUGUUUCGUCUUAAGUGUAUCCGAUGCUACGUGCAUGUGGUACACCUAAGACAAAUGGUGUUUCUCGUCUAGUUUUGUUGUACGACGUAGGGGAAAAAAGGAAGAACCAGUGAUAUUCUCCUUGAUAUGUAAACUCAGCAGCUGAGCGAAGGAGUAGAAAACACCUUUUUUUUAAGGAAAGCGGAGUGAAAAAGAAGUUAGCGAACUUUGCCGCCAUAGGUUGCAUCUCCACCAGCAUACUCCUGGAUUGGUGCUAAAACCGACAGAGAGAGGAGGAGAGAGAUUUGCUGGUGUCCGGAAGGACAGGGUUUCAGGGGAGAGGAAUUCCGCAGCGAUGAGUUCCAUCUCCGCUGGGAGCCCUUGGGACAGGUCAUAGGUGACCGGGGGUUGGCAGAGAGGCGAUCCCAGGAGGAGUACGCGGUGCAGCAGGUACGGCCGCACCGGAGCAGCGGAAUGGGCUAGGAAGGGCCAUAACCCCCACCCCGAGGGCCGAGGACGGGGAGACCGGGGCCGCCUCUCGCCAACCCUGCGCGGCGCCGGGUACCGAGCGGCUGCGGGGCCGCUGCGCGCGGCUCCUCCCGCGGUGCUGAGCGCCCGGAGCCGGGGAGGACGGCAGGAGGGAGGAGGGACAGGGGGAGGGAAGGCAGAAAGGGACACCUUUAAAAGUUGAGCAAGGAACAAAGUGGGGGAUGUUGCCAGAAAAAGGGCUCUGCGCUCAGGCUCACUGGCAACUUCCCGCUCCCUCCCCUCCCUCUCGUACACACCACACACGCUUGUAUUUUGCGCUGUCGUAAAACCCACGUGUCUAGCCCGGAGUCUGCCAGAGAGGAGCGAGGAGCCCGGCCGUGACUACCAUGUGCAGCCACGGCAGAGGGAGCCUGGCGGCUCGCGUCUAGCCGGCACCCGGAGGGGACAUCCCGCUUCCAGUCAACAAAGACGCAGAAAAGCCCUUCCCUCAGCCCUCCGCCGGCCCGAAGGCUCCCGGGACCGCGCACCCUCCCGCACGCCGACCGCGCAGCUCCUGCGUGCCCCGCUCAGGUAAGGGAGCUCCGGGCCGGGGGCGGCUCCGGCCCCGCCGCCUCGCAGGGGUGGGCUCCCCGGUGUGCUGGGAGCCCUAUCCUCGUCCCCAGCUGCCGGGGAACAGACUCGUGCGUGUCUGCGUGGGGCUAAAGUUUCCUCCGUCUCUCUGUUGUGAACUUUGAGAGCCGUUUGCUGCCGCGGAGUGAGGGGAAGAGAUAAGGGAAGACGCCGCGUGCGCGGCUGCCGCUGGCACAGGCGCCCCGGGGCGGCUCUGGCUCCCCGGCCGCUGCCCCCCGCCCAGGCUCCGCCGCUCCGCUCCGUGCUUCCCCCCGCCGGCCCCGCAGGGGAGCGUGGCGGAGCUGCUCCCGCAGCCGAGCGCGGGGAGCUCAUGCGUGGGCCGGGGCGGGGCGGGGGUCUCAUGUCUGCUCUCCGCUUCUUCCCCGCACCGCAGGCAGCGCGAUGCUGAAGCCCGGCGACCCCGGCGGCUCCGCGUUCCUGAAGGUGGAUCCUGCCUAUCUGCAGCACUGGCAGCAGCUCUUCCCGCAGAGCGGCCAGCUCAAGAGCAGCGGGGCCCUCGCCCAGCUCCAGCCGCCCGAGAGAGCCGAGCCCUCGGCUGACAGCCUCCGCCAGCGCCCGGCCUCGCUCUCCUCCGCCUCCUCCUCCUCGUCCUCGUCCACUCCGUCUUCCUCCUCCACUUCGUCCUGCGUCGCCGCGGCGGCCGCUUCCCUAGCCGGCCUGACCGCCCUGCCGGUCACCCAGCUGCCCGUCUUCGCCCCGCUGCAGAGCUCCGAGCCCACGGCCGGGGGAGCGCCCGCUCCCCUGCAGGGCAAGGAGUUGUGCGGGGCCGGCGGCGGCAGCAGCAAAUGCGGCGACCGCGCUUCCGCCCGCUUCCGCUGCUCGGCCGAGGAGCUGGACUACUACCUGUACGGACAGCAGCGCAUGGAGAUCAUCCCCCUAAACCAGCACACCAGCGACCCCAACAACCGGUGCGACAUGUGUGCCGACAACCGCAACGGCGAGUGCCCCAUGCACGGCCCGCUGCACUCCCUGCGGCGCCUGGUGGGCACUAGCAGCGCGGCCGCGGCCGCCCCGCCGCCCGAGAUCCCCGAGUGGCUGCGGGACCUGCCGCGCGAGGUCUGCCUCUGCACCAGCACCGUGCCCGGCCUGGCCUACGGCAUCUGCGCCGCGCAGCGCAUCCAGCAGGGCACCUGGAUCGGGCCCUUCCAGGGCGUCCUGCUGCUGCCGGAGAAGGUCCAAGCGGGAGCCGUCAGGAACACUCAGCACCUCUGGGAAAUAUAUGACCAAGACGGGACAUUGCAGCACUUUAUUGAUGGUGGAGAACCCAGUAAGUCAAGCUGGAUGAGGUACAUCCGAUGUGCGAGGCACUGCGGGGAACAGAACUUAACAGUGGUUCAGUACAGGUCAAAUAUAUUCUACCGGGCUUGUAUAGAUAUCCCUCGCGGCACAGAGCUGUUGGUCUGGUACAAUGACAGCUACACAUCUUUCUUUGGAAUCCCUCUCCAGUGCAUUGCACAAGAUGAAAAUUUGAAUGUCCCUUCGACUGUAAUGGAGGCCAUGUCCAGACAAGACACCCUACAGCCAUUUAAUAAAAGUAGCAAACUAUCCCCUGCCACUCCACAGCGAUCCGUAGUAUUUCCACAGACUCCGUGUAGCAGAAAUUUUUCUCUCCUGGAUAAGUCUGGGUCCAUCGAGUCAGGAUUUAACCAGAUCAGUGUCAAAAACCAACGAGUUCUUGCAAGCCCAACUUCAACAAGCCAACUAAAUUCUGAGUUCAGUGACUGGCAUCUUUGGAAAUGUGGGCAAUGCUUUAAGACUUUCACCCAGCGGAUCCUCUUACAGAUGCAUGUGUGUACGCAGAACCCUGACAGGCCCUACCAGUGCGGUCACUGCUCCCAGUCUUUCUCCCAGCCCUCGGAGCUGAGGAACCACGUUGUCACGCACUCCAGUGACAGACCUUUCAAGUGCGGCUACUGUGGCCGUGCCUUUGCUGGUGCUACAACGCUCAACAAUCACAUCCGGACGCACACUGGGGAAAAGCCCUUCAAGUGCGAGAGGUGUGAGAGGAGCUUCACACAAGCCACCCAGCUGAGUCGACACCAGAGGAUGCCCAAUGAGUGCAAGCCAAUAACAGAGAGCACAGAAUCAAUUGAAGUGGAUUAACUGAUUGACUGGUUGGAAUUAAACUGCAAGGAAAGUCAUGAUUAAAUGUCACGGACACUUAAGCAAAACCAAAGAUUUCCUCUGAGCAACUUUCAAUCAGUCCCAGAAAACCAAAAGCAGUAAUAAAAUAAAUAAGAUGUUAAGAGAUAUUGAUCCUGGCAUGAAAGUGAGACCAGGAAAGAGAUUAUUUAUUUAUGACUAGGGAUGAGUCUUAUUUCAAUUGACAAGUUACUUGGGACUGUUAACAUUUCAAGUCCCACCAUGUAUUGCUUUAAUUCUAAAAGCCUUUAUAAUUGUUAUUUAAUACCAAAGUGAGGAAUCUCAAGGGUUCUUCUGCCCGCAGUUAUGACUGAGAAUGCACAUGGACUUGUUUAUCGUUGCACCUUUUUGUAGCAUGAUUCAAAGAAUCCAGAUGUAACCCUUAGAUUUGGCUAGGCUGGGCUAAGUUGAUCUUGAUGUGGCUGUAAUAGAAAUUGGUGUGUGGGAUGGGGAGUAAUUGAGAGCUAUAUCUGGGUCAGAGUCAGCCUCCUCAGACCAAAGGGCAUUUCAUUUCUGUAGUCUCAUGCCUCACACUGUGUGCACUUUUUCAUACAAGUAGUUUCAUUCAACGACAUUGCAUUGGUACAGAUAUUCUUGGGGGGGGAGGGGGGGAGAGAGUAAGGGGAGGUGGGAGGAGGAGAAGUGGAAAAAAAAAAAGGAAUGUUGUAUAUCUGCUAAUAUACAUUAAGUAAAAGAGCCGGUAGUAAAGCUAGCAGAACUAUCAAAUUCAGCCUCAUAGAUAAGAAAGACAGUCUACUUGCAAAUAGUGUUGUGAGGAGCAAAAUAGCAAGGUAAUGUUUCUAUGUUUCAGUGGUUGAUUUAAUGGUUUGCUUACGUUUAGAAAAGCUAAAUAGAAAUCCAAGCUAUAGUUACUGAUAUUUUUAUUCUGUCGACUUGGAUCAAACUGAAAAUGCUCCUGUAUUAGAUGAAACUUUCAGCAUUCUUGAGCUGAGCUUCGAAACAAAAUAAGUCAGUACUCAGAUACCUUGUAAAAGGUUUGAGGUUUGGAGGCUUCAUUGUGCUCACUUUGCCUGACACAGUAUGAAUGGAAGGAAGCCAAAGUCUUCCCAGCAUCAGUGCAAAAAGCUCAGAUGUUGUUACGUUGGUUUUCACAAUUUUCAUAUUCAGUUACAAUGGCUGUUUUCAAGCUUAAUUUUCUUCAUACUUCAUCAUUUUGUCAAAUCAAAGAAUGAUUUUCACUUUUAGAGACCAGAAGUGUUUAUAUAUUGAUUGUCUCAGUGCUAGAGCUGUAGUUUGAUAAAAGUACAAAAUUAAAAAAAAAAAUUAAAAAAAAGGAAAAAAAAAAAAAGGAAAAAAAAGGUAAACUGCUCCAAGGUCAUGUUAUGUCAUGACAUAAUACUGCAAAAUAAAUUUAGUAAGAUUAUAGGAAUUAAACUAAAUUUGUUCACUUUUACACCAAAACUAAAGUGCUGGCUAACUCCUAAGGGCUCAGUUGGUCAUAUCAUAUACUUUUAAAACGCUGAAGAGCUCAAGCAGAGAAAGAGCAUACAGUACAAAUACAUUUGAAGUGAAUUUAAAAUCUAAGGCAUCCUUAUGUCAGGAUGCUGUUUCAUUACAUUGCUAAACCACACUGCAGAGUCUGGAGUUUCCAAAGCUUUUUAGGGAAUAACUUCAGGAUUUACCAUUUCUGUGGUUGUCCAUUAAAAAAAUAUAAAACACUGUGAAAAAUAGUGAUUUUUAUCAUUGGUCUAUCAAGUACCAGAUUAUCUUAUAAAGAGGCUUCUGCCCUGUGAGCUUUUCAGCUCUGUUUCUCAGUGAGGAGUUAUGGGGAUUAAACAAUUCAGUCAUCACUUGCCUGUUUUUAUCCUCUAAGCUAUAAGAGAUUCUUAGCUACUAUAUAAAUGUGUUGCUUUUUGUUUUUGUGUUGUUGUUGUUUUUCUUUUAGGUUCAAAGAAGCUGAAUAGGGAGUAUUAUAACUUAAAGGUGACUAUCUGAACAUGAUUAUGUUCCUAGCAAGGCUAAAAUAAAAGGAAAAAGAACACCCCAAACUGAUGAAAAGCCUUUCAUACUCUUUCUCCUAGUAAUUCACAUCUUCCCUCAUUUCAGAGACGUAAGGUAAAGAAACCUCUAGGUGGGUCAGCAGGUUUUAGCUAACACUUGAGCAGCAGCUAUAGAUCAUUGCUGCGAGCGAAGAGAUGUUCCCACAAGAAAAAUAGCUGAAAUAGAGCAAGUGGGAAAAGAGAUAUGUCAUGCUCUGAAAAGCAAAUGUGAGCUAUGUGUUAGGUCACUGACUUGUGCUGUUGCUGUGCUCUCCUGUUCUGGGAGGUGGUUCAUGGCAGUUCAAACUGCUCAGCCUCUUGCAGAGAGAGGGACUUACAUUUGAAUCUGUAAUGCAAAUUGCACGUAAGUAUGUGCUUACCGACAUGCCAAGUUUCCUGCUGAAUACAGAUAGGCUUAUUCACAGGUUUCUAAUUAAGUGGUUGUCUAAGUGUUCUCCUGAAUGGGCGU